Molecule: messenger RNA, 195 nt
Organism: Chlorella variabilis
Lineage: Eukaryota; Viridiplantae; Chlorophyta; Trebouxiophyceae; Chlorellales; Chlorellaceae
Exons: 2
Coding region: 1-195 (64 amino acids)
Source: RefSeq, a predicted model, not a curated record
AUGACAGCGGCCAUGCAGCGCACGCCGGCCACCAGGGCCGCCCCGCUGUCCUACCUCUCAGGGGUCUGGAGCCUGGCUGCCGACUUUUACCUGUUUGGGCACGCCCCUUGUGCCAGCUCCAUCGUGGGUGGCGCCGCCAUCUGCCUGGGCGGCCUGCUGGUCACCUGCGAGCGAGCCGGCUCCUCCGGUGCUUAG